This is a messenger RNA of Hibiscus syriacus, 1163 nucleotides long. RefSeq lists its product as uncharacterized. Gene Ontology annotation, cellular component: mitochondrion. Gene Ontology annotation, molecular function: protein-containing complex binding. The record is from RefSeq and is a predicted model, not a curated record. Lineage: Eukaryota; Viridiplantae; Streptophyta; Magnoliopsida; Malvales; Malvaceae. The coding region runs from base 91 to 996 and encodes 301 amino acids. The transcript has 7 exons.
GUACAUUGCGCAACGGCCCAUUUCGCCUGUCUUUGGACGCUCGCCGGCAAUUUAUUUAAUCUCGGAGAUUGUCGUUCCUCUUGCGGCAACAUGACGUCGUUCCGAGCCUUCCUUGCCGUUUCAGCUCCUCCUCUCUCUUCUCUCGGCACCACCGCUUCCUUUCCAACUCGCCCCAACUCACUUCCUCAACGCCGCUUGUGCAAGUUUGGUGUGAAAUGCAGUUUUGCGGAAGCAGGAACCAGUGAUGACUCAAGAUCAGCUACAAUAGAUGUUGUAGCUGAUGUCAAGAACGAACGGAUUGUAGUCUUGGGAGGAAGUGGUUAUGUUGGUUCUGCAAUAUGCAAGGCUGCGGUAUCCAAGGGCGUAGAGGUUCUAAGUCUAAGCAGGUCAGGGCGUCCUACUUACUCUGGCUCGUGGGUGGAUCAGGUUAACUGGAUACCAGGAGAUGUUUUUUAUGCUAACUGGGACGAAGUACUUGUUGGAGCUACAGCUGUGAUUUCAACUCUUGGAGGUAUUGGCAGUGAGGAGCAGAUGAAAAGAAUUAAUGGCGAGGCUAAUGUUGUGGCUGUAAAUGCUGCCAAGGAUUUUGGGAUUCCAAAAUUUAUCUUAAUCUCUGUUCAUGAUUACAACCUACCGCCAUUUUUACUUCAAUCUGCAUACUUCACAUCGAAGAGGAAAGCAGAAUCAGAAGUACUAUCCAAAUAUCCAAACUCGGGUGUUGUCCUAAGACCAGGUUUUAUAUAUGGAAAGAGGCGAGUGGAUGGUUUUGAGCUUCCACUUGAUCUGGUUGGGGAACCACUGGAAAAAAUUCUUAGUGCUGUGGAGAACUUUAUAAAGCCUUUAAAAGCUCUUCCAGCAUCUGAUUUGAUCUUGGCUUCACCAGUUAGCGUAGAUGAUGUUGCAUAUGCAGUCAUCAAUGCAGUAAUGGAUGAUGACUUCUUCGGCGUUUUCACCAUCGAACAAAUCAAAGAAGCAGCGGCAAAAGUGAAAGUUUGAAUCACUUCUACACUUUGAACUAGUUAUCAUAAUCUCUAGUAUUUCAACAUCUACAAUGCCGAUCUUGACCCGAUCAUGAAUAAUGGCUAAAUGCAAAGUGGAGCUGUUGUAAAGUUAAAAGUUUUACCUAUAAAUAAUAUUGAAGCAGAGAACAUAUCUAUUAUGGA